CUCAGACUGUUAAUGCCUCUCCAUCAGAGACAUGGCUUUGCAAAUCAGCUGCCUCCUCAUCCUCACUGGACUCACAGGAAUUUUCAGCAUAUCAAUAGUCAAAAGAGUAACAGUGAAAGCCGGAGAUUCAGUCUCUAUUCCAUGUUUGUACGAAGCAAAGUACAAAAACCAUGUGAAAUACUUGUGUAAAGGAUGGUAUCACUGCUCAUCUAUAGUUAAAACAAGCCAACAAAAUUCACAAAGGUUUUCAAUCUCUGAUGAAAAAGAGCAAAGAGUCUUCACCGUGACUAUCAACAAUCUGACCAAUGAAGACAUGGAUGAUUACUGGUGUGCUGUGGAGAUAAAUGGACAGGUAGAUGAUAAGGCACAUUUUCACCUGUCUGCCAGUGGUAAUCCCUAUCUGUAUGUGGAUGAUCAGUGGAUUACAGCCUAUGAAGGAGAUAACAUCACUAUCAAAUGCUUCAAUCAUUACGGUGGACUCAUCUGGAUGGAUAAAUGGAACAAGAGUGUCCAUCACUGA
This is a messenger RNA of Cheilinus undulatus (humphead wrasse), 520 nucleotides long. Its product is annotated as CMRF35-like molecule 2. The record is from RefSeq and is a predicted model, not a curated record. Bases 32 to 520 code for a protein of 162 amino acids. NCBI's taxonomy places the organism in Eukaryota, Metazoa, Chordata, Actinopteri, Labriformes, Labridae. The transcript is spliced from 4 exons.